Molecule: messenger RNA, 1224 nt
Organism: Penicillium olsonii
Lineage: Eukaryota; Fungi; Ascomycota; Eurotiomycetes; Eurotiales; Aspergillaceae
Source: the annotation of a GenBank genome assembly
AUGCACUUCGCGUUUACAGCUUUGACGACAAUCUGCAUUCUGCUGUUUUUGGUCUCUGAUAUACAUCCUCGAUCUGACCAUGGACAUGUGAGACACGUAAGACUCUUGCAUCAUCGACUCUCAUAUCUACUUGAAUGGUCCCAUACACGGUUCACUGAAUUCCCAUCCUUCACCAUGGCCAAAUCCUCACGGCGAUCCGGUCGUGGAAAAACGCCCUCAUCAGGCGCCUCAACCCCAACUUCUGCAUCGGCAGGUCCUAUCCCACCGUUCAUCAAAGUCCCCGCGGCCUUGAAAUCGUUCGUCGAACCCUUGUCCCCCAAGGAAGUCUAUCUUGUCCAUAUCGACAUCACAGCCGAAGAGCAGAAGCGACAAACCUUCACUGUGCCCCUCCUGGUCAACAUCAUAGUCGGUGCCAUCAUUGCAUGGAGAGUGUACACAGGCAUCAGCACAUACCCAGCCCUCGUGGCCACGCUGAUCGGACUACAAAGUUCCAUGACGGUGGACACAGCCGCCAUCCCAUGGACAGAAGGGGCCACAAUCGUCGCAAUGCGCACGGGAACUUUGGCCCUCGACUACCUGCUCGUGACCGUGUUCCUGUCAUGGCCAAUUAAUUUCAUUCGGGGGCCCGUGCGCUGGCGCCGCGCGGUCGGAUUCCGCGAGCGCGAGGUCAUCGUCCGACGCAGCCACCGCAGCUGGAGCAAGAAGCUCGAGCGCAACAAAUGGAUCCGCGAUGACGAAGCCCGCCGUGAUAAGAUCGUUGCUGCUGUGACUCCGGAGCGCGUGGGUAAGACGGGCUACCUGCUCAUGGACGAGGAUUGGAACCUGGACUACGCGGCGAUGAUCCGCGCGCACGCUCUCGUUGAUCGCACGCGGAAGGGAGAUGGGGUACAGCUGGAUGAGUUCCGUACGGCGGUGUUGGUAAACACUGACGCUGAUGGAUGGCUGAUCUGGCGGGUUGGAGAUGAGAACACUCCCGCUGGCCAACAACGUUCUGCUCAGCGGGACCAGAUCAUCGCGUUCAAGGAGAAGUUGACGGAAAUGGGGAAAGAGGACCUGUUCCUUCGCUGGGUAGAGUUGAUCCAAUGGGAGAGCUCGCAGCCCGGUGGCUUUACGCCUGAGAGGCAGCGCUCUGCGAUGUUGCAAGCGAAGCAGAUGUUUGAGGACGAAAAUGUGGAUUUCAGUCGUUUCUGGGAUGAAAUGGGCGGCAUGGAACAAUUGGAUUAG